ACUUGACAAGAGCGAGUAAAAAGACAGAGGCGAAUAAGCGGUUGGAUGUGAGUAAUAAACCAGGGGUGUGUACUUUGCAAUACACGCGAGACGCGUCUUUGGUCUGCUCGAGCUAAAGGAGGGGUAAGCUAGGGGGUGAGAGAGCUGACUGGUCCGUGCGAACGAAAGGGAUCAUUGGUCAAUUGAUCAGUCAAACAAAUAUGGAAGAGAGACCCCUGGAAGGAAGGGAGCACAAACAAACAAAACAAAGACCGGGUCCCCUCUCUCUCCUCCCUUGAAUUUGAAUGCAAGCACGUGGCGCCGCAUACGUUUUUGUUCCCUCCCCCUUCUCACAUCUCCUACUUCACAUAUCUAAUCACGGACCACAUAUGCCCGAACCAACCGUGCCAGCACCCCCAGGAACCCAGCUGAUGGCAGACGCCAGUCCAGUCCCUGUCCAGUCCCUCGAGGACUUUCUCGCCCACGCAACAGCCGAUGUCAUGCCCGACAGCCCAUCCGAGGGUACUCUCCAGGUCUACGAGGACGCCCAUAGUCGUCUUCCCAACCAAUGCAGGUUUUUCCACGUAGCCAGCGACUACUACGACUGGCCCUUUGAACAGCGUGCUCGAGUCCUGGGCUGCCCUUCGACCUUCCAUCUCUGCAAGACCCUGGUCUUUGAAAACACAAAAUGGAAGCAGGACGAGACCAAGGUCGUGGACGCAGACCGGUACUGGUGUGUCAUCGUCCAAUACGAGGGCUCCGUUAACAUCACUAAGCUUGAAAAGGCUGUCCGUGAAAGAACAGGGGCGAGCCGCAAGGGCAUGCAUCUACGGAUUGCACCUGCGGAAAAGUCGCACGAGUUGACAGGGUUCACUAACAAUGCUGUCAGUCCAGUGGGCAUGAAAACUGAUCUUCCAAUUCUAGUUUCGUCUGUCAUCACGGAGCUCUCGCCACCUCUACUCUACCUCGGAGCUGGACAUGUGGAUUGGAAGAUCGCACUCCCUGUGCAAAGUUUCGUUGAGAAAUGGAAUGCGAGCGUGAUCGAUUUUUCAUAAGCAAGCAAGCAAGCCAAACAGCACUGAACCUUAUAGACCUUCCAACGAUAGACUGAUUAAAGACAUGUAGUGCAUCAAGAGUACAGGGUUUAUGGGAUGAGUGCGGAGAAAUACAUAUAGGGUAGAUUACAG
Messenger RNA from Gamsiella multidivaricata, 1166 nucleotides. RefSeq lists its product as uncharacterized. The transcript has 4 exons. NCBI's taxonomy places the organism in Eukaryota, Fungi, Mortierellomycota, Mortierellomycetes, Mortierellales, Mortierellaceae. Gene Ontology annotation, molecular function: aminoacyl-tRNA deacylase activity. The record is from RefSeq and is a predicted model, not a curated record. Bases 285 to 1034 code for a protein of 249 amino acids.